UUUGCAAACACAGGCACAGCUACCUCCUUAGCUUAUCCUUAUGUUUAUAUAUUUCCCCUUUUUUUAAGUCUUUAUUUUAUCGCAAUCACUAAUUAAGUUUAAAAUAUACACUAUAGACGGUAACUUUUUUUUUAAUCUGUGGUGGUACUUAGCUUAUUUUGAACGCGGCUUGCUUCUAUACAUUCUCAUUUUCUUUAAAACUUGUUAAUGUUAAUUAAUUUGUUAAUGUUAAUUAGGGGGUGAAAAAGCAUGGUGAGAUCAAGAAUCCAGAUCAAGAAGAUAGAAAAUACAGCAGCAAGGCAAGUGACAUUUUCAAAGAGGAGAAAAGGUUUAAUUAAGAAAGCACAAGAACUUUCAACUCUUUGUGAUGCCGAAAUUGCUCUCAUUGUCUUCUCUUCUUCUACCAAACUCUAUGAAUUCUCUACUUCUAGGGUGACUCGAGUAAUUCAGAAGUACAUGAGACACACAGGAAAAGUUCCUGACCUGGUUGAUUCAUCUAAUGGGAUUGAGCCUAAGUAUAUGUUGGAGGAAGAUAUAGCUAUUAUGAGCAAGGAAGUUGAUGAGAAAAAACAAGAGUUAAGUCGAAUGAAAGGAGAAGAUCUAGAAGGGUUAGAUAUUGAAGAACUUGGUAAGCUUGAGAGGCUGGUUGAGAAAAGUUACGCUCGUGUUUGCCGAAUGAAGGACGAGAAGCUUCAGAAAGUGGUAUCAGACCUCAAACGAAAUAGGUUUAUUUUUAUUCUACAACUAAUUUCAAAGAACAACCCAGGGAAACACAUUGUUGGAGAACAACAAGAAUUUGAAGCACAAGAUAAGUAAUGCCACAGAAGUCGAAUUACAUACUACUUUGGAGCAACAAUUAGCAAUAUCACCACCUACCAAUGUUGCAUUUGACACUUCACUUAGACUUGGGUUGGUUUAAUACUACGCCUUUCAAGUCUUGAGCUUACCACUACUUAGUUCCAUGUAUUUUUAUUUUUAUUUUAUUAUCUCUUUAAUUAAUGCAAUAAUCUUGUAUGCCAAAAAAUAAAAUAUUAAUGCAAUAACAUAAGGGAGAGAUGUAUAAAUAUAAUUAUAAAUACAUAUCUAUACUAAUAUAUUAAAAGGCGUUCUUGAGAA
This is a messenger RNA of Spinacia oleracea (spinach), 1116 nucleotides long. RefSeq names its product MADS-box protein AGL24. The transcript has 7 exons. Gene Ontology annotation, molecular function: DNA-binding transcription factor activity; RNA polymerase II transcription regulatory region sequence-specific DNA binding; protein dimerization activity. Gene Ontology annotation, cellular component: nucleus. Lineage: Eukaryota; Viridiplantae; Streptophyta; Magnoliopsida; Caryophyllales; Amaranthaceae. The coding region runs from base 250 to 816 and encodes 188 amino acids. The record is from RefSeq and is a predicted model, not a curated record. Gene Ontology annotation, biological process: positive regulation of transcription by RNA polymerase II.